Messenger RNA from Salpingoeca rosetta, 4988 nucleotides. RefSeq names its product O-linked N-acetylglucosamine transferase. Gene Ontology annotation, molecular function: protein N-acetylglucosaminyltransferase activity; protein binding. Bases 1 to 4491 code for a protein of 1496 amino acids. The record is from RefSeq and is a predicted model, not a curated record. Lineage: Eukaryota; Choanoflagellata; Craspedida; Salpingoecidae. Gene Ontology annotation, biological process: protein O-linked glycosylation. The transcript is spliced from 17 exons.
AUGUUUUACCAACACCGCCUCCUAUUUUACCACCUCGUCCCGGAGGCAGCGAGCGGCGCGGGGUUUUGUCAACCCAAACAACCCAUCAAGACGCAGCAAAACCAGACGAAGGCGAAGGAAGGAAGAGCUGCAAGCACAACUGACGCCCCAACGUCUUCAAAGCCUUUGCAGGGUGUGCGCAACGACCUUGGUAACCUCCUCAAGUCACAGAACAGGAGAGCUGAGGCAAAAGCCUGCUACGAACGGGCGCUGCAGCAGGACCCUGCGCUGGCUGUCGGGUGGAACAACCUCGGCUGCGUUGUGCUGGACGAUGGCAGCGUGCAGGAGGCCAUCAACCACUUCUCCCGCGCCAUCUACCACGAUGAGCAGCUCGAGUGCGCAUACUCGAACCUCGUCAACGUCAUGGGCCCCGAGCUGGCUGCCGUCGCCCUCAUCAACCUCGCAAACAGGAUGCGCGAUGAAGGCCGGGUGUUCCAGGCGCUGCAGGUGUACCGGCGGUCGCUGGCUGUGCACACGACGGCGCACGGCCACGCUGGUCUGGCCACUGUCUUCCAUCGCACGCAGCAGCUGCGGGAGGCCGCCUUCCACUAUGCCGAGGCCAUCAAGCUCAACCCGCGCUUUGCAGAGUGCCACACCAACCUCGGACACGUCUACAGAGAGCUAGGGGACCUGAACCACGCGCGCCAGGCGUUUCUGAGCGCCGUCGCCGUCAAUCCAAACUCCGCCGACGACUACAACAACCUCGCAUGCGUCUGCAAGGAUCUUGGCAUCAUUCACGAGGCAAUUCGUUACUACAAGGCGUCGCUCAGCCUCAAAUCCGACAACCCAACUGUCUUCUGCAACCUCGCCCACUCGCUCCAAAUGGUGUGCGACUGGGGCGACUAUGAGCACCGCAUGCGCCAGCUCGUGUCCUUAAUCAACCAGCAAAUCACCAGCAACCUCUUCCCCUCGGUGCACCCGCACCACUCGUUCCUGUACCCGCUGCCUAACACGCUUCGUCGCUCCAUUGCGCAAGCGCACGCCGACGCCGCGAAACGAAACGUGGCCAUGCUCCAGCGGCCCCCAUACUCCUUCAAGGACUACGUGCCCCUGAAAGGGCGGCUGCGUGUGGGCUUUGUGUCGUCGGACUUUAAAGACCACCCCACGUCGCACCUCAUGCAGAGCGUGCCCGGAUACCACGACAAGUCGCUGGUGGAGGUGUUCUGCUACUCGCUCGCCCCCGAUGACGGCAGCGUGUACCGGCGCAAGAUUGAGCGUGAGGUGGAGCACUUUGUCGACCUCAGCGUCAUCACAGACAACGGCCUCGCUGCAGAUCGCAUCUACGCUGACCGCAUCCACAUCCUGAUCAACCUCAACGGGUACACAAAGGGCGCGCGCACGGAGAUUUUCGCCCUCCGCCCCGCCCCCAUCCAGGCCAUGUGGCUCGGUUAUCCAGGCACUUCCGGCAGCGAUUUCAUGGACUACAUCAUCACAGACGCGCUGACAACGCCGCCUGAGCAGUGGCAGGACGCGUACUCGGAGCACCUCGUGUACAUGCCGCACACGUUCUUUGUCGGCGACCACGCCAACAUGUUCCCGCUGCCGCCAAACCACGACGUGCGCGACCCUGAUGAGGAACGCCGUAUCACCUCUGCUGCCCUGCCGUACACGCAGGGGCUCUCCCAGGCAGACGCGCGCGCACACGCACAGCGCGUGAGCACCGCACUGCAGCAGCAGCAGCAACAACAACAGCAGCAACAGCAGCAACAGUUGGGUCAUGUUGCGCAACCGCCCAUUGAUCAGUACCAGUCUGCGCAGACGGUGCAUGGCAGCCACGUAGCUCACCAACAGCAGCAGCAGAUGGGCGAUACAGUUACUGCCCCCAUUUAUGCGUCCACACUGGCACAGGUCCUCGCAUCGAAUCCGUUCAACAUUCCAUACGUCGGGACCAACUAUGUCAUCCCCGGGGCGGCGCAUGCGUUCCCGAGCGCGUACAUCCCGAGUCUCCAGUAUGUGUUGCCGCAGGGGCAGGUGCCUGCGCACCCCGUCAUGCCCGCGUCUGCGUCACAGGCCAGGCUAAACGCGUUUAUCAUGCCCAUGCAACACCUGAUUGGGCACAUGCAACAGCAACAACAACACCAUCAACAACAGUCUGUGCUACAAUCCCUGCAACAAGCAGCACCACAGCACCCCGCGUACCUGCCCAUGCAACAACAACAACAACAACAACAACAACAACAACAACAACAACCCGAACAGGCGGACCGCGAUCUGACGCGGCUGCUGAACAUGACACUGGACACAACCAAGGCGGCGGCGCAGGCGUCAGCAGCAGCAACAGCCGCGCAAUCAUCGGCAGAGCAAGCAGCCUCCACCUCCACCACCGCCCUCACAUCAUUAUCAACAUCUGCACCAGCAUCGUCGACAUCAUCGUCGUCGGUUAUGGCGCGUGGUGCGCGUUCAUCGCGUGGUCGCCGUGCAAUGGCGCCGACAGCGGCAGCGGCGGCGGCAGUGAAGAAGAGGGAAUCGCCAACACGCGAUGCGCUGGAGAGCAUCGAGCGACCAGCCAACAAGAAGGCAGCAUGCAGCCUCCAGAGCGACGACGAUGAUGGUGAUGGCGAUGGUAACUGUGGGGAUGAUGCGAUUGUGCGGCGCGCUGCUGGUCUUGGCGUUGGUGUUGGCGCUGGUAAGGGCUCCACAAGUAACGGCGUGACUGGCAAUGGUACUCGCUCCAGCACUGAGGGCGUGCGUGGCCAGAUUGGCACUGGCACGAACACAGCCUCCACGGCAGCCCACACGCAACAACAACAACAACAACAACAACAACAACAACAACAACAACAACAACAACAACAACAACAACAACAACAACAACAGCUGCUGCUGCAUCAGCAAUAUCAUCAGCAGCAUGCACCGCAACAGGCCGUCGUGUCACUUGAGGAGCAGCCGCACCACCCACGCUACGCUCACCCAAUGCCCUCGCAGCCCUCGCACUCGCAAGCGGUCAUGAUGGGGUACGCCGCACCCGCGCCAGCCAUCGUCCACAUGAAGCCAAUCCCGAAAACGCCAUCGCAUGCGCCCCUCCCGCCACCGGAUCAGCCGAAUCAGCCGCCACUCACGCGAGCGUAUUACGGUCUUCCCCAAGACAAGAUCAUCCUCUGUAACUUCAACCAGCUGUACAAGAUCGACCCGAUGACGUUCUCGCUGUGGCUGGACAUUCUCAAGGCGACGACCAACACAGUGCUGUGGAUUCUUCGCUUCCCGCCUGCUGGCGAACAGAACCUGCGCAUGCACGUGCAAGCCGCUGGCCUCGACCAGUCACGCGUCAUCUUCAGCCCCGUCGCCGGCAAGGUUGAGCACGUGCGUCGCGGUGCGCUGGCGGACCUGUGCCUGGACACGCACGCGUGCAAUGGCCACACAACGGGCAUGGACAUUCUGUGGGCCGGCACGCCCAUGCUGACGCUGCCAGGUGACACGCUUGCAUCACGCGUUGCGUCGUCGCUGGUCACCGCGCUCGGGUGCCCUGAACUGAUUGCGUCAUCCCGCCAAGACUACUUCAACAAGGCCGUUGAUUUGUGCCGAAACCCACGCAAGCUCCUCGACAUGCAGCACAAGGUCCGCCAUGCGCGCACACGUGCGCCGCUGUUUGACACGCGGCUGCUGACGCGGCAUUUGGAGCGGUCCUAUUUCGCAAUGUGGAACAACUACGAGAAGCAGGGCACGCCCACGCACCUGUGCAUCGAGCCCGUGGCAGAGUGCACCGUCCCGUGCUCCAGCCGCCCGGACACGCGCGCCCCCACAGUGGCAACGCCGCUGACAUACCCGUCGCUGACCAAGACGAUUGUCGGUGUCCCGCAAACCACUUCCGCGCCGCAGCCACAGCACCACCACCAUCUCCACCACCCACAGGCGGUCGUGCCAUCAGCCGUGUCAGCCGUCCCGUCACUCCCGCCACCGCCACAUGCACACGCGCACGCGCACGCGGGGAUUGCAGCUGCACCGGCUGCCGCACACAUGUCCAUGAUACCCAUGCAGGCGCUGGUGCAAUCGCAGCAACAUCAGCAGCUUCAGCAACACCACCACCAACAGCAACAGCAGCAGCAACAUCAGCAGCUUCAGCAACAGCAGCAACAACAACAGCAGCAGCAACAACAGAUGAUGGCGGCGGCCAACGCACAACAAGGCCACGUCACAUUCCCCGCUGCCAUGCACAGCCAACAGGCGCACCAGGCCCACAUGCAGCACCAACAGAUGCAAGCGCACCAACAGCAGCAGGCAGCCAUGCACAUGCAGGUGCCACAGCAGCAGCAAUUAGGCACGCCGAUGCAAGCACACCACCGCAGCCAACCGCAGCAGGUUCAGUACCACCAACUCGUUCAACCACAACAACAACAGCAGCAGCAGCAGCAGCAACACGCACACGCACACCAGCAACAACAUGUGCAGCAACAGCCCUUGUCGAUGCACUUUCCAGCCCUCUCAGCCAUGGGCCACGUGAGCAUGGGCAGAUGAUGGCGAUGUGGACGGCUCAACUGUUGUGGUUGAUGUGCGGUACAUGUUUGCUUGUUUGUGUGCUUGCUUGCUGGCUUGUUUGCGUGCUUGCUUGCCGAAAAAACAGCCCUUCCUCCUCCCCCCCCCCCUUCCUUUGUUCUGUUCCACGUAUCUGCUCUGGUUUCUUUUAAUUGACUCUUUGCCUUUCGCCUUGACCGGUUCGUUUAUUCUUCGCUCGUGCACGUCGUGUCACAACAUCACGUCACUGCUGUCAUCAUCACCGCCUGUGUUUGGUUGUGUACAUAACUGACGACCCCAACUCAGCUGAUGAAACCAUGCAUUACCCAGCCCGCACGUGCCAGUUACUGUUGCCGUGUGUUAUCGCGUCGUCUGUUCUCUCCCUCCUGCAUCUUCCCCUCCUUCUGCUUCCAUGUGCACCACCCUUCCGUUGCCUUUGGCGUCACUGCUCGUCGGCUGGAGGUACCGCCGUCGAUGAAUGAAUGAACGAACGAACGAAC